CAGAUCCAAAAUGGCCGCGUCGGUGUUUUGACGAAUAAUACUUUUGUGUUUGUUACCUUCUCCACAGUAAUCGAAGAAAACGUUUCCUGGUCAGGAAAAACAACCACGCGUGCUUGAUGUUUUAAUAGAAAGAUUUAAAUUAGACAAUCACCGCUUAUUAAUAUUUGUUUUAUGCUUCAGACUAUGCACUUUUGCUGGUUAUAAGGCAGCUAGCUGACUGGCUAGCAACAUAAUUAAGCUGAAAAUUAAAAGAAAAUCGAUGGAGCAGCUCAGUCCCGAGGAGAUUCGAAGAAGGCGAUUGGCCCGGUUAGCCGGAGGGCAGACGUCUCAGCCCAGCACCCCUCUCAGUACCCCUUUGACCUCCCCACAGAGAGAGACCCCUCCAGGACCCUUACCCGGGCCCUCUGGAGCCCCAUCACAGUCUGUCCCACCAGCUUCAUCUCACACUCUGGGCCUUAAUGCCCAAAAUGUCACUCCUGCCACCUCUCCGAUGGGGGCAUCAGGGGUUGCUUACCGCAGUCAGAGCAGCGAGGGGGUAAGCUCUCUCUCCAGCUCACCAUCUAACAGCCUGGAGACACAGUCCCAAUCUUUGUCCCGCUCUCAAAGCAUGGACAUUGACACAGCUUCCUGCGAGAAGAGCAUGUCCCAGGUUGAUGUGGACUCAGGAAUAGAGAACAUGGAGGUGGAAGACAGUGACCGCAGAGAGAAAAGAAACUUGUCUGACAAGGACUCUUUAUCUAAUCCUGACGUCUCUGAAGAGCAGGCUUUGCAGCUCAUAUGUAAGAUCUUGCGUGUUUCCUGGAAGGAGCAAGACCAUGAUGUCAUCUUCCUUCCUUCACUUGCUGCUGAAUUUCAGAAGAAUCCUAGAGAUGUUUACUCUGACUUCAAAGACCUGAUUGGCCAGAUUUUAAUGGAGGCUCUUAUGAUGUCCACCCGUACGCGUGACUGUAACCCCUUUGCCAGCUUGACCGCCACAUCUCAGCCAAUUACUGCUGCCAGAUCCCCGAAUCGUCACCUGACUCUCGUCCCGCCCUCCAGCCAGAGUGACAGUCCCAUGAUGCCCUGCGCAGGUUCAUUCGGUGCCAGCUCUCUGUCCAGUCUUUACGGUAGUAGCCCAAACCCUCUAGCUCCAAGCUCUGCCAGAAUGAGUGCCCAAACUGCCCCACCGGCUCCUCCGACCCCUUCUACAGCAGCCUCUCUGGUUCCCCCCAGUCCUCCAGUCUCUCGCACUCCCACCACACUCCCAUCUAUACCUCCAACUGCCCCUGUGCCCAUCUCCCAGAGGUACAGGCCCUACACCCUUAGCCCCUCUGUUCCCACGAGCCCAAACCCCAGAUCCGUCCCAUCCGGUAUGCUUACGCCCCCGCCAACCACAGGUAUGCCCUCUAGCCCCUCCUCCAGACACGGUGCCAAUCAAAGCUCCUCCGUGCCGUUACCCCUUCCACCCAGCUCCCCCAACACUGUGGCCAGAAGAACUGUGCUAGCUGCUCAGAUGUCAUCUAGUCCUUUCUCCCUCCUCUUCUUCAACUUGUCCGACCUGUCUCAUGAUAGCAGUGAUGAAGAACCAGAGGAGGAGGAUUUUUCUGCGGUUCAGUUUGGGUCCAGCGUGGGUGCAACUGGAGGGGGCAUGGUUGGUGACCGAUUUACCAUGGAGUCCUGUAAAGAGACUGAGAUGUUGAACUACCUCAUCGAGCGUUUUGACAGUGUUGGUAUGGAGGAGAGGAAAGCCCCAAAGGUGUGCAGUCAACCAGUUGUCAGUCAGCUGCUGAGCAACAUACGUUCCCAGUGUAUUUCCCACGCUGCACUUGUGCUUCAAGGUGCCCUCACACAACCCAGGGCCCCACUACAGCCCUCCCUGCUGGUUCCCUACAUGCUGUGCCGGAACCUUCCAUACGGCUUUAUCCAGGAGCUGGUACGCAUGACUCACCAGGAGGAGGAUGUGUUUAAACAGAUCUUCGUUCCUAUUCUGCAAGGGCUUGCUCAAGCUUCAAGAGAGUGUUCAUUUGACUGUGACAACUUCAAGUAUCCUCUGAUGGCUUUAGCUGAGCUUUGUGAAAUCAAGUUUGGGAAGACUCACCCCAUAUGCAGUUUGAUGACCUCUCUGCCAUUAUGGUGUCCUGACCCUCUCAGUCCUGGUACAGGAAGAGAAAUUCAAAGACUCUCCUUCCUCGGAUCUUUCUUUAGUCUCUCUGUGUUCGCAGAGGAUGACACUAAAGUGGGAGACAAGUACUUUUCAGGCCCUGCCAUAACUAUGGAGAACACUCGUGUGGUCAGCCAGACGCUUCAGCACUAUCUGGAGUCUGCCAGGGGUGAUCUAUUUAAAAUCCUGCACAACAUCUUGCUUAAUGGAGAAACAAGAGAAGCAGCUCUGAGCUACAUGGCAGCUUUGGUGAACCGUAAUGUAAAGAAGGCUCAGAUGCAGACUGAUGAUAAGCUGGUGUCCACAGACGGAUUCAUGAUGAACUUCCUGUGGGUGCUUCAGCAGCUGAGUAUGAAGAUCAAGCUGGACACGGUGGAUCCUCUCUACAUCUUUCACCCCAAGUGUCGAUUGAACGUCAGCCCAGAAGAAACCAGACUCAAAGCCACAAUGGAGGAGCUGAAGAGUUGGCUCACGGAGAUGCAUUCGGACUCAUCUAAGUUUCCAGAGCCGAAGUUUCCCACUGAGUGUUUCUUCCUGACGCUACACGCACAUCACCUGUCCAUCCUGCCCUGCUGUCGUCGCUACAUACGCAGACUGAGGGCCAUACGGGAUCUAAACAGAUCGGUUGAGGAGCUGAAGAACAGUGAGAACCAGUGGAAAGAUUCCCCAUUGGCCAGUCGUCAUCGGGAAAUGCUGAAGAGAUGUAAAGCACAGCUGAAGAAACUGGUACGCUCUAAAGCCUGCGCAGAUGCAGGGCUGCUGGACGAGAACCUGCUGCGCAGAUGUCUGCAGUUCUUUAGUAUGGUCAUACAGCUUAUCCUGCGCAUGGUGGAGCCUGCCUAUCCACACGUUAGCCUGCCUCUGAAUCCAGAAAUUCCCAAAAGCUUUGCAGCACUGCCUGAGUUUUACAUUGAAGAUGUGGCCGAGUUCCUGCUGUUUAUUGUGCAGUACUUUCCCCAGGUCCUUUACGAGCCAUGCACCGAAGACGUUGUGACCUUCCUGGUGGUCUUUAUUUGCAGUCAGAACUACAUAAAGAAUCCAUACUUGAUCGCCAAGCUGGUGGAGGUGCUCUUUGUCACCAACCCAGCAGUGCAGCCACGCACCCAGAGGUUCUUCGAGAUGAUGGAGAACCACCAGCUGUCAAUCAAUCAGCUCGUGCCCGCCCUCAUGAAGUUCUACACAGAUGUGGAGCACACUGGAGCCACUAGUGAGUUUUAUGACAAGUUUACCAUUCGCUACCACAUCAGCACCAUAUUCAAAAGCCUGUGGCAAAACAUUAGCCAUCAAGGGACCUUUCUGGAGGAGUUCAACUCUGGAAAGCAGUUUGUGCGCUACAUCAACAUGCUGAUUAACGACACAACUUUCCUGCUGGAUGAGAGUCUGGAGUCUCUAAGACGCAUCCAUGAGAUCCAGGAGGAGAUGAAGAACAAAGAGCAGUGGGACCUUCUGCCUAGGGAUCAGCAGCAAAGGCGUCAAUCCCAGCUGACUCAGGAUGAGCGGGUGUCACGUUCCUACCUGGCUUUAGCCACAGAGACGGUAGACAUGUUCCAUAUCCUCACCAAAAAGGUCCAGAAGCCCUUCCUGAGGCCUGAACUAGGCCCUCGUCUAGCUGCCAUGUUGAACUAUAACCUUCAGCAGCUGUGUGGGCCUAAAUGUCGAGACUUGAAGGUUGAAAACCCAGAAAAGUACGGUUUUGAGCCAAAGAAGCUCCUGGAUCAGCUUACUGAUAUCUACCUGCAGCUGGACUGUGCCCGAUUUGCUAAAGCCAUUGCAGAUGACCAGCGCUCAUACAGCAGGGAGCUCUUUGAAGAGGUCAUUUCCAAAAUGAGAAAGGCGGGCAUAAAAUCCACCAUUGCUAUUGAGAAAUUCAAACUCCUGUCUGAGAAGGUAGAGGAGAUCGUAGCCCGUAAUUCUCAGUCUGAGAUGGAUUACAGUGACGCCCCAGAUGAGUUUAAAGAUCCACUGAUGGACACUCUCAUGACGGACCCCGUUCAGCUGCCCUCUGGCAACAUCAUGGACCGAUCCAUCAUCCUGCGACACCUCCUGAACUCUCCCACAGAUCCUUUUAACAGACAGCCUCUAAAUGAGAGCAUGCUGGAGCCAGUCCCAGAGCUGAAAGAGCGAAUCCAAGCCUGGAUGAGAGGGAAGCAGAGUGGACGUUUUUCUCAGUGAACCAAGCUUGCCGUCAGUUGAAAUGUUUUCACCACGCUGGAAGUGAACUGAAUUGAAUGGGAAAAAAUACGACGUUACCUAAAUUGUUUUGCCUCUCUUUAUCUUCUUCAUUGAGCCUCUGUCUGCAAGGCUUGUGGUUCUAAAUUGAAACAUAAUAAAGUUUAGACUUUUUUGAAACAUUUUGAUUUUGGAUUUGAUUUUUGAAUUAGUUCAUACCACGACAAAAAGGCAGUUUUACAGUUAGAAAAAUUUAAUAUAUUCAAAAUGUUUUGUUUUGCUGGAAUUAAAUGGGUCUUUUUAAAUGGAAAACAUUGAGGGAUGGGAUCCAUUUUAUGUUUGUGUGUUAUUUGGAAGAAAAUUGUUAAUCAAUACCCGUAUUUCCAUUUGAACAUUCAGUAUCCUCACAAAACAUUAGCUGUAGACAUACUGUAGUUCACAUUUCCAGUCCUGCCUUUAAACACAAAGAAGGGAGUAUGUCAGAUUCAAAGCUCUAGAUUGUCCUAAAUGUAAAACAUGU
Molecule: messenger RNA, 4829 nt
Organism: Paramisgurnus dabryanus
Lineage: Eukaryota; Metazoa; Chordata; Actinopteri; Cypriniformes; Cobitidae
Gene: ube4b
Product: ubiquitination factor E4B, UFD2 homolog (S. cerevisiae)
Biological process (GO): ubiquitin-dependent protein catabolic process; protein polyubiquitination; ERAD pathway
Cellular component (GO): ubiquitin ligase complex; nucleus; cytoplasm
Molecular function (GO): ubiquitin-ubiquitin ligase activity
Source: RefSeq, a predicted model, not a curated record